Messenger RNA from Akanthomyces muscarius, 270 nucleotides. RefSeq lists its product as uncharacterized. The transcript has a single exon. NCBI's taxonomy places the organism in Eukaryota, Fungi, Ascomycota, Sordariomycetes, Hypocreales, Cordycipitaceae. The record is from RefSeq and is a predicted model, not a curated record. The coding region runs from base 1 to 270 and encodes 89 amino acids.
AUGCGGCUGUCGAACCCGGCCAGGUUUUUCCCGCACUUUAAGCCCCUGCAGGCCAACGGCUACGCGAUUGUCUCUGGCCGCGGCGACGUCUUGAUCUUUCGCAAGGUCGGGCAGGCCGUGGACGGUGCGCUCGCGUAUGAUCCGAGUGCGGUCGGGCGGAGGAGGCGCUCGCUGGGCAAAAAGCUCGUCGUGGGCACUGUGGCGGCGGCUGGAGCUGCGUAUGGCGUCGGGAUGGUGGCGGAGCAUCUAUCGACAAAUGGCCUCAUAUAA